AUGAGGUUUCUCUGGCACGAGGUCCUCACUGGGAGCGAAACUCAACCUGACAGGUUUUCUCCCACGUAUCCCCCCCAUGAGGGCUGUGCGUGGGAGAAGCCGUGUGAGCGGGGGGGCUGGGCACGGCGUCAUGCUGUGGGGUCCCUGCGAGCGGGACUGGCCCCCAGGCCUCCCGGCGUGGUCCUGGGCUUGCUGUACCUGCAGUCCCGCCAGCACCGCCCGUCCCGGUGUGCAAGUCCCACAGGCGAGUCGCUGGAGGAGGUCGACCUGACCCUGGUCUACCAGGCGGCAGCGAGCGGCGACGUCGGGGCCCUGACGGCCGCCAUCCGGGAGGACCCGUCCGUCCUCGAGUGCUGCGACGGCGAAGGGUGCACCCCGCUGAUGCACGCCGUGUGCGGGCGCCAGGCGGACACCGUGCGGCUGCUGCUGAAGAUGGGCGCCGACCUCAACGCCCAGGACGCCCGCGGCCGCACCAGCCUGUGCCUGGCCGCCUACCUGGGGUGGCUGGACGGCUGCGUGAGCCUGCUCAGGAACGGGGCCAAGCACAGCAUCCCGGACAAGAACGGCCGCCUGCCGCUGCACGCGGCCACGGCGGAGCCCGACGCCAGGCUCCUGGCAGUCCUGGUGCAGCAGUCCAGCCUCGGCGAGGUCAACCACCAGGACAACGAGGGCAUGGCGCCCCUGCACUGGGCGGCCUUCCACAACCAGCCCCAGCACGCCCAGCUGCUGCUGCGGAAGGGCGCCGACCCGGCCCUGGCUGACAAGGACUUCAAGACGGCCCUGCACUGGGCCGUCCAGAGCGGGAACCGGACGCUGUGCGCCCUCAUCCUGAGCCACCGCCAGGGUCCCGCCCUGGUCAACUGCGACGACGAGAGCGGCAAGACCUGCGUGCACAUGGCCGCCGCCGCGGGCUUCAGCGACGUGCUGGCCGAGCUGGCGAGGGUCCCCGCGUGCGACCUGCAGGCCCUGGACGUGGACGACAGGACACCCCUGCACUGGGCAGCGGCGGCCGGGCAGGCGGCCUGUGUGCAGGCCCUGCUGGACCUGGGCGUGGACGACGGCCUGCGAGACGUGCACGGCAGCACGGCCCUGGCCUACGCGCUGCGCGGCGGCCACCUGGCCUGCGUCCGGCUCCUCUCCGAGGACAGCAGAGCAGAGCCGGCUCGGCCCCCCCCUGCGCAGCCCGGCAGGCCCCGGAAGAAGGAGGAGGGGCGUCACGGCGUGCUGCACCAGAUCUUCGGCAAGGGCAGGAGAGCAGGGCAGAGGGCCCCCCCGGACGACGGCCGCCCGGACGCCCACCGGGGGGAGCCCCCCUCGGAAGUCGAUGACAUCAUCACCACCUUUGACGGCGUCCUGGGCUCCAACUGCCAGGAGCAGCCCGGGGACCAGGGGCCCAUGGUCGGCUUCAGAAAGAGGACCCCUGAGGACUCGAAACACCUCUGGCGGGAGAAGAGGCCCCCGGCCCGUCAGGGGCUUCCACCAAUCAGAACGCAGAGCCUCCCGCCCAUCGCCGUGGGCAACGGCUUCCCCACGGCCUGCCCUGGGGCCCCCGCCCACGCCGGCCCCCAGCACGCGGGCCCGCCGCCAUCUCAGAAGAGCUGGAGCGAGCAGGACUUGCUGCAUAGCAGGCCGGGCGGCCAGGCGCUGAGGGGUGACCCCCGCGAGGGGCUCUGCCAGGCAUGGCCGGCGGCUGCGGCCGACAGGCUGCUGGACCGGCUGCUGAGCGGCAGACCCUCGCAGCAGGACGCCCCCGGGCCUGCCCGCCUCCCUCAGCUGCACGGCCCGUGGGCAGGGCAAAGCCUCCACCACCUGUCCCCAGACAGAGCCAGAAUCAGGGACCUUCCUUUCAGCCGGAACAGCCUGGCGCCACUGCCCGACCAGAAAUUUCUGUCCGGAGGGCCUCUGCGAGCCAGCCGGGUGCUGCCCGCCAUCCCGAGCCACCGGGGCGCCAGCCCGGCACCGGGAACGGAGACUGAGCGUGGGUCCCACCCGCCAGCCCGGACCACGUGUACGGACCGCGUGCCGGGCCCCGGGCACUGGGCCCUGUUCCUGGUCGUCUGCGUCACUCGGCGACCUCGCGUGGGGCCUCUUCGGGCCGACUGGCUGUCUCCGUGGCAAGGAGACACGGCAGCCGCCGAGUGUGACGGGCAGGACCUGGUGCCGCCUCGGAGGAAGAGGAGGAAGAGGAGGAAGAGCGUUGCUCGGGACAGGCUGCACUCCCGCCUGCGAAGACUCUCUCCCCGGGUCGGCGAGGCCGACCCCCGCGCCACCUGGCUGCCUCUGCACCUGCCCCCCCACGAGGGGACGCCUGCCCUCCACGGCCGCCCGCAGUGUCGGGGGGGGGAGGGGGCGGCGGGCAUCACUGAGAAACAGCCCCCAAGCCUCAUGGGCCGACACUCUCGUCUUCCCGUUCACCGCCCACGUCCCGCCCCGGGCAGCGGGCGGCUGGCUGAGUUCCGCUUCACCACGGCUGCCUCGGUGACCCGCGCUCGGGAGACAGGAGACGGGAGCCUCGUCACCGCCUGGCAGAUCCUGUUUGCCAGCCUGAGUCACAAGUCCCACGGGCGGGUGUGGGAGAUUCUGUGGACGGCCGUCCAAACGGCCCUGGCCAGUAUAGCUCAGCAGAUGGCCUGCGAACCAAAGGAUUGCCGGUUUGAUUCCCGGUCAAGGUGCUGUUUCCGGGAGAAGCGGAACAGUGGUGAGGCCAGGGCGCGGUCUGGUUUCGGGGUCUCGGGCUGCAGCGCAGGUGCAGGUCCCCCCAGGGGCGAGAUGCCGAGGACCCAGCGCCCAGACCUGGACCCGGGGCUGCCUGUGAACGUGGCCGCCGGGGCCUCCGGGGGCUCUGCACAGGGGCCUGUCCCUGCCCUGCGCUCGCCUGGGUGUGGUGUCUGA
Molecule: messenger RNA, 2892 nt
Organism: Phyllostomus discolor (pale spear-nosed bat)
Lineage: Eukaryota; Metazoa; Chordata; Mammalia; Chiroptera; Phyllostomidae
Gene: ANKRD55
Product: ankyrin repeat domain 55
Molecular function (GO): protein binding
Source: RefSeq, a predicted model, not a curated record